AUGCCAAGGUCCAGUGUCAAACUCGGCUUCAACAGCUUGCAGAUCAUGAAGCUGAGCGGACCGCUCAGUGGAGUGUCCAACCUUCGUACAGUGUCAAGCGAUUCGGCGGUUGUCCUCAUCGCAUCGGAGCCAGUGUCAAUCUGGUCGUGGGCUGCAGCUGCACUUGGUGACAAACCUCAGGGCGGGCUCCAGCACUCGCUCCACGACCAGGUCACUUUCAUCGAUGGGCGGCUCCCGCAUUGCUUGUUGGACGUCGGCAGACAGAACAAGAUGGGCUUCCUCAUUGUCGCACGGACCGUUCCGGG
Molecule: messenger RNA, 305 nt
Organism: Symbiodinium sp. CCMP2592
Lineage: Eukaryota; Dinophyceae; Suessiales; Symbiodiniaceae
Source: the annotation of a GenBank genome assembly